Oncorhynchus keta (chum salmon) is the source of this 1194-nucleotide messenger RNA. RefSeq lists its product as uncharacterized. Lineage: Eukaryota; Metazoa; Chordata; Actinopteri; Salmoniformes; Salmonidae. The record is from RefSeq and is a predicted model, not a curated record. Bases 147 to 1049 code for a protein of 300 amino acids. The transcript has a single exon.
UGAAACAUGGCUUAAGCCUGAUGAAUUUUCUGUGUUAAAUGAGGCCUCACCUCCUGGCUACACUAGUGACCAUAUCCCCGUGCAUCCCGCAAAGGCGGAGGUGUUGCUAACAUUUACGAUAGCAAAUUUCAAUUUACAAAAAAAAAAUGACGUUUUCGUCUUUUGAGCUUCUAGUCAUGAAAUCUAUGCAGCCUACUCAAUCACUUUUUAUAGCUACUGUUUACAGGCCUCCUGGGCCAUAUACAGCGUUUCUCACUGAGUUCCCUGAAUUCCUAUCAGACCUUGUAGUCAUUGCAGAUAAUAUUCUAAUCUUUGGUGACUUUAAUAUUCACAUGGAAAAGUCCACAGACCCACUCCAAAAGGCUUUUGGAGCCAUCAUCGACUCAGUGGGUUUUGUCCAACAUGUCUCUGGACCCACUCACUGUCACAGUCAUACGCUGGACCUAGUUUUGUCCCAUGGAAUAAAUGUUGUGGAUCUUAAUGUUUUUCCUCAUAAUCCUGGACUAUCGGACCACCAUUUUAUUACGUUUGCAAUUGCAACAAAUAAUCUGCUCAGACCCCAACCAAGGAACAUCAAAAGUCGUGCUAUAAAUUCACAGACAACACAAAGAUUCCUUGAUGCCCUUCCAGACUCCCUCUGCCUACCCAAGGACGCCAGAGGACAAAAAUCUGUUAACCACCUAACUGAGGAUCUCAAUUUAACCUUGCGCAAUACCCUAGAUGCAGUUGCACCCCUAAAAACUUUUAAAAAUUCUCAUAAGAAACUAGCUCCCUGGUACACAGAAAAUACCCGAGCUCUGAAGCAAGCUUCCAGAAAAUUGGAACGGAAAUGGCGCCACACCAAACUGGAAGUCUUCCGACUAGCUUGGAAGGACGGUACCGUGCAGUACCGAAGAGCCCUUACUGCUGCUCGAUCGUCCUAUUUUUCUAACUUAAUUGAGGAAAAUAAGAACAAUCCGAAAUUCCUUUUUGAUACUGUGGCAAAGCUAACUAAAAAGCAGCAUUCCCCAAGAGGGAUGACUUUCACUUUAGCAGUGAUAAAUUCAUGAACUUCUUUGAGGAAAAGAUUAUGAUUAUUAGAAAGCAAAUUACGGACUCCUCUUUAAACCUGCGUAUUCCUCCAAACCUCAGUUGUCCUGAGUCUGCACAACUCUGCCAGGACCUAGGAUCAAGAGAGACGCUCAAGUGUUUUAG